UCUCUCUAUUAACAACACAACACAAAAUCUCUCUCAUUUUCUUUCUCUCCCAUUUCUCUCCCAACACAACCAUGGCUUCACCAACACUCAUUACUCCCACAACCACACCAAAAUCACUCCCACCACCCAUCAAAACCAAACCAACCACCAUCUCCUCCACCUUAACACCAACCACCACUUCCACCACCGUACACACACGCCGCCGUCAAAUCCUCUCCACCACAGCCACUAUCAUCACCACCACAUUUCUUGCUCAUGUUACCCCUGCAUUUGCUGCUACAGAUGAAGAGUAUGUUAAAGAAACAGAGGAAGUUAUAAGCAAGGUUAGAACAACUAUAACAAUGGAUAAAAAUGAUCCAAAUGUAGCUAAUGCAGUUUCUGAUUUAAGAGAUAGUUCAAAUUCUUGGGUUGCUAAAUAUAGAAGAGAAAAAGCACUUCUUGCAAGAGCUUCUUUUAGAGAUAUGUACUCUGCUCUUAAUGCUGUUUCAGGACAUUAUAUUAGUUUUGGACCAACUGCUCCUAUUCCUGCAAAAAGAAGAGUGAGGAUUUUGGAAGAAAUUGAAGUUGCUGAAAAAUCACUUAAAAGGGGAAGAUAAGGAAGAAGAAGAA
Trifolium pratense (red clover) is the source of this 609-nucleotide messenger RNA. RefSeq names its product photosystem II repair protein PSB27-H1, chloroplastic-like. Bases 72 to 596 code for a protein of 174 amino acids. The transcript has a single exon. The record is from RefSeq and is a predicted model, not a curated record. Gene Ontology annotation, biological process: photosystem II assembly; photosystem II repair. NCBI's taxonomy places the organism in Eukaryota, Viridiplantae, Streptophyta, Magnoliopsida, Fabales, Fabaceae. Gene Ontology annotation, cellular component: chloroplast thylakoid lumen; photosystem II.